AUGUCCAGCGACAACACCAAGUUUUCCAUCUCCAUUGUCGGCGGCGGCAUUUGUGGCUUGCUCUGCGCCAUUGCUCUAAACAAGGCUGGCAUAAAGGUCGACGUAUUCGAGGCUGCGGCGCAAUAUGGCGAAGUCGGUGCUGGUGUUGCGCUCGGCCCAAAUGCGGUCCGAGUCUUGAAAUCUUUUGGUGUUCUCGACGAGAUCAUUGCUUGCUCGGACGAGUCCGCCGCGGACAUGAAGACUUUCAACUUCAUUUACGGAACAGACAACAACGACUUCAUCUACCACUACCCUGCUCGAGACGAUGACAUUGCCCUUGGUGUGCAUCGGGCCGGACUUCUCGACGCACUUGCAAAGUUCCUGGACAAGAAACUCGUUACGGAACACUUCAACAAACGCUGCAUCUCCGUUACUCCCUCCACUGUUAACGCCUCCCGCACUGUCCUCCAUUUCACGGAUGGGACGACCCACGAGACUGAUGUAGUCAUCGGCGCGGAUGGAAUCAAGAGUGUCGUCCGCGCGGCUGUUGUCGGCGAAGAGACGGCGAAGAAGUCUUUGCAGUACACGAACACGGUCGCGUAUCGUGGAUUGAUCCCUAUGGAGGAAUUGAAGAAGAAAGGUGUGAAGAUGGAGGUAUCGCCCGAUCCGCUAGUCUGGACUGGCUACAAUAAGCACUUCAUCACCUUCCCGAUCAAACAAGAGAGGAUUCUCAAUGUCGUCGCCUUCGUCUCUGAUAACACUAUCCCCAUCGGUGCCACUUCCCUCCCGCCACACGCCCCCUGGGUCGAACAAGUUCCCCAACAGGAGCUCAUCGCUGCCUACUCAGACUGGAGCGACGACGCGAAGAAGAUUCUGGAAUGUAUCAAAGAGCCGGCCAAGUGGUCGAUUCAUAAUAUGAACCCGCCCCUGGAGAGUUAUGCCAAGGGGAGGGUGGUGUUGAUUGGUGAUUCCGCUCAUGCGAUGUUGCCACAUCUGGGGUCGGGAGUUGGACAGGGUAUCGAGGAUACCUAUGUUCUGACUCAACUUCUUACGCACCCCGAGACUAAUCUCUCCAACAUCGAGGCCGUCUUCCAAGCCUAUAGCCGUCUUCGUGUUCCCCGUGCCACCUUCGUCCUACAAAGCAGCACACGAGCCGGCAGGAUCUACGAGUCCUUCGGGCCCUCCGGAUACACCAAAGAGGGCAUCAGGAAGGACUUUGCGAACAUGUAUGAGCAGAUUUGGCAUCAUGAUUUGCAAGGAGAUGUAGACGAGGCGUUGGCGAAGUUGAGGGAGGAGAAGGCGUUUGCGCCCUAUUAG
Messenger RNA from Stereum hirsutum FP-91666 SS1, 1296 nucleotides. Its product is annotated as FAD/NAD-P-binding domain-containing protein. The record is from RefSeq and is a predicted model, not a curated record. Bases 1 to 1296 code for a protein of 431 amino acids. The transcript has 10 exons. Gene Ontology annotation, biological process: secondary metabolite biosynthetic process. NCBI's taxonomy places the organism in Eukaryota, Fungi, Basidiomycota, Agaricomycetes, Russulales, Stereaceae. Gene Ontology annotation, molecular function: FAD binding.